This is a messenger RNA of Tetrahymena thermophila SB210, 345 nucleotides long. RefSeq names its product transmembrane protein, putative. The transcript has a single exon. The record is from RefSeq and is a predicted model, not a curated record. Lineage: Eukaryota; Ciliophora; Oligohymenophorea; Hymenostomatida; Tetrahymenidae.
AUGAUUCUACUUAAAUUGCUUAUUAUCAUAAUAGAGAUUAUAUAUUUACUCUAUAAUUAUUUUUUUACAGUUUUGCUAGACUAUUUAGGCAAUCAAAUCUAUAAUUUUGGAAAUCAUAUUGGAAAAGCAUCAUUUACUUAAUUUUAUUUUUAAAUUAUAUCAAAUUAGAUUACAGCCGCAGCCAGGCUCAGAAGUUACGUCUGUAUUGUAUUAUUUCCAAUUUUCUACUACGUUAACUUCCUCAAUUUAUUCAUGAAAUGUAAUUUUAUGCAAAGGCUUUUCUCCUCCUUUUAUUUUGGGUUUAAUUUCAUUUCCGCUUGCAUCUACUCUAACUAAUAAAGAUGA